Messenger RNA from Funneliformis mosseae, 342 nucleotides. The record is from the annotation of a GenBank genome assembly. Lineage: Eukaryota; Fungi; Glomeromycota; Glomeromycetes; Glomerales; Glomeraceae.
AUGCCUUUGCUAUCAAUAUUAGUAGGGAUGAAAUUAUUAGUCGAAAUUCCUGAUUAUUGUUAUUAUGAAUUAGUUAAUCUUCAACUCCAUGACAACAAUGAGCUUCUUGCAACAAGGAAAAUAAGCAAGUAUUUUACCAAACCUCCUGAUGAACAUAUUCAUAUCAUCGUAUCUUUACCAGAAACUACCAAAACCAGACAAGAGUUGGAGUCGAUAAAUAAGAUAGCGGAACUACAGAGUCUCAAGAAGUCUACAUAUGAAUUCGAUGUCAUAGUUAAUCCGAAACGCAUAGAGACAUUCAAGUGGAUUGCAAAUAGAUCAAGCGAACCUUGGAGAUCUUAG